Molecule: messenger RNA, 4742 nt
Organism: Ascoidea rubescens DSM 1968
Lineage: Eukaryota; Fungi; Ascomycota; Saccharomycetes; Ascoideales; Ascoideaceae
Product: DUF1708 domain-containing protein
Exons: 1
Coding region: 284-4450 (1388 amino acids)
Cellular component (GO): cellular bud neck; cellular bud tip
Source: RefSeq, a predicted model, not a curated record
AAAAAAAAAAUUAAAUUAAAUACAGCAACCAAUAUACACAACCAUCUGAAAACGAUCCACUUCAUUCACUUAUUGUUUCAAUCUCAUAUUCUCAUCCACUUCAAUUCUUUCUCAACAGCUGCUUCCACCAUUGAUCCACCUCCCUAUCCAAUUUUCAUAUAUAUAAAAAACAAAGCUCUCUACUCCAUAAUACAUUCGAAUCUUGAAAAUACUAGUAAAUCAAUAGGCCAAUAGAUCAAAGCAAAAAGCAAAAAGCUGAGUUAUCUUACAAAUUUAUCAAACAAUGAACAAAGUGAGAAAUCCCUCAAGAUUUCCUUCUUUUACUCAGAAACAAUAUCAUACUCCCUCCAAUCUCCAAUCUUCAUCUUUACUGGACAUAGACUCAAUCCACGAUUUGGAUUCAAUAGAAUCUCUUCAGGAAUUUCACACAUCAACUGUACGUGAGUUGAUCCAUCUACUAACCUCUGAAAUUAAAAAACAUGGUUCACAGACUCCCUACAUUUUUUUGCCCUUUCGAUCCCAAAAUGACGACAAAAAACUAUCUUUUUUUCUAAAAAAUGUGUUGCAAAAUAUAAACAACAAACCCCUUAUUAAGUCAGUGAUAUCAAAAACCGAUGUCUUCACUUUAAUCUCCUCUUUGAAAUACUUGUGGUCAAGACUACCAAAUCAAUCAAUAAUAGAGUGGGAUGCAUACCUCAAGUUCAAAGAACAAGAAAGAAUGCAGGGUUAUCCCAGGACUGCUUUCUUAGAUAUAAUGCCCUCUUGCUUAUCAACUCCUGAUUCAGCUUCAAUAGUUUACGAUUUUCUAGAUUUGUUAGUAAGAAUCGCUGCUUAUACAAAAGAAAACAAACUAAGUGGAAGAAAAGUUGCACGAUUAGCUGGCUUGUGGGUUUUUAAUGGUCCUCCUCCUAACGACUCAAAUCUAAUCAACGAUUACAACAGAAAUCAACCUUCUUUUUCUAAUGGUCUAAAGGUUUGGUCUCCUGCAGCUGAUGCCACUUUCCAUUUACUUUUAUCCUUUAUCAGAGGAAUGGCUCAAAAUGAUAAGCAAAAAAACAAAACAACAGAAAAAUCCCUACUCUCUCUAAUAGAAAGAAACUCUUAUCCACCCAAAAACUCUUCCUCUUCCUCUCAUCUAACCUCAAUUCCAAUCGUCACUAUAUACUCUCAGGUCCUAUCAUCUGAUCCACUUGAACUAAUCGAAAGCGCUAGCAAAACUUUAUCCUUUGAUAGACCAGAAUUAUAUGAUGACGCUAAUCACUACAAAAUCUUGAGAUCUCUAUUCAGAGAUCCAAAACUAGACAUCCAAGAUAAACUAACCAACGAAUCCUCAAAAAUCCUUGUAAAAUUAUCAAAAGAUAACGAGUAUCCCUUAUUGAAAAACGGCUGGUAUCCUCAAUUCGCUCCCCUUAAUUCAAGUAUUUUAUCAUCAGACGACGAAGAUGAAGAUAUAAAUCCAAACUUGCCUUUGCACAAAGCUACUGUAUCAAAAAUCUUAAUAGACGAUUAUUACAUUUGGGCUUGGAUGGCUUCACUAUCUCCUGAAUCUUCAGAUUCAAAAAGAGCUUUAUUCGGCAACACAAUCAUAGCUGAGUUCACUUACGCUAAAAACCAAGUUAAAUGGUUAGCUAUUCAAGAAUGCAAAUUGUCUGAUCCUAAAAACGAUACAAUUCCCAAUUCCCUGAAAACAAGAAAUGUCAUUGUUGAUGAUUUCGAUAAACCUCUUUUAAACCCAUCUAAAGGCGGUGAUGUUACGAGAUCAAGUAGCCACUAUACUACAAAUACAAUUGAUAGUGUCUCAUCAUCUAAAAGUGCCAGAUCUUUUUCCGGUGCUAAAUUCAAAAACAUGUUCAAGUUUGGUAAAAAAAAUAAAAUUGAAAAGGAUAAAAACGACGACUUCAGAUUAUCCAGAUUUAUUGUAGCUGAGAAUAUCGGCCUGUUGCCAGAAAUUGAAACUAAUGAUUAUAGAUUAAGUAUGCCUUUAGGUGCUUUUACCUUUGAUGAUAUUCCAAAGACUGCCGAAAAUUCACAAUCCAAACAUGAAUCCACUCUUUCAGCUAAUAAUAAAAACACUAAUAGUAUGGUUCCUGAAAGCAGUAAUCAAAGCACCUUAACUAUAACUGAAAAAUUAGCCGUCUCAGGUAAUGAAUCACCUACAAAAUCAAUGAUUGAUAACUAUUACGCACCAAGUGAUCUAAUGAUCUCUCCACCUGUUUCACCUGGUCGAAUUAAAUCUCAAUUUUAUGACGAUAUUAGCAGUAAAAAUAGUCGAAACAGCUUGAGAGAAAUUGUCAAUUUAAUUGAUAAUUUGAAUUUUCAAACCGAUGAAGUUGAAAAGCAGUUAAAAUCUUCCUCCUCAAAUAUAAAUUCUAUUAAAAGUAAAAGAUCAACAUUAAAUACAUUCAAUGAUGACAAAGGUUUAAAUGAACCAAUAAAUACAGCUAGAACGUCUGUUUCUUCUUUAAAAAAUCCUAGUUUGGUUGGCGCCACUGCAAUCCCAAAUCCUUAUUCCGAUGAAAAAAUAGAAACAUAUCCUGAACCAACAGUCUCACCUGUUGAUCCUAAUUUCGAUAAAAAAUUCAUUCAAACACUAGAUACUAAUAACGUGCCCAAUUUUUAUCCACAAAAUUCUAGUCCAAAAAGAAACAGUCGUCAACUGGCUAGAAACAGCUCGCCACUUCGAAAUAACAUAAAUUUUACUGAACAAGAUGAUAGUAUUGAUGAUGAUGAUGAUUCACAUAAUAAUUUAAGCAUAAUAGAUAAAUAUAGAUCUACGGUAUCAGUCAAUUCCAAUAAAAGAAUUUCAAAUAAUUCAAAUCAACCCCCAUCACACAAUUCUAUGAAUUCUAAUCAACUUCAAAAUAUCAAUUCUAUACCUUCCAAUAAAUAUCCCGGAUCAAUUAACUCUAAUCGUCAUUCCAACGCCAGACAAUCCAAUUUAUCAAUUAACUCUGUGCAAUCCAAAACAAGUUCAUUCCAACAAGUAGCCCCACUAGCAUAUGCUGCACAGAAGGAACCACAACCAAAUAUUCAACCUAUUAACGAAAGAGGUGAAUAUGAAAAUGGAAAUAGAAUGGGAGAUGUUAACAAUUCAUUUGAUUCUACUGGUAGUGUACAUAACAUUGAUGGAAGCACACCUGGAACAAGUCCAUAUGGACAAUAUGAUCAAGCUGGAUACAAUCAGUAUAAUGGAAACGUUGGGAAAAAUGUAAAUAAUGGACCAAAUCGAUCGUCAUCGCCUUCAAAAAGACCUGCAAAUUAUAAUCAAGAUGUUCCACAGAACGCUAAUAUCGAAGAAAGAAAACCACCAAUUCGAGGACCACCACCAGUCCCAACUGCUAACCCACCAGCACCACCUGUUGGGAUGAAUAAUUAUUCCCCACAGCAACCUCACCAAGAGCAAUAUUAUGGAGAUGUUAACGAUGGAUACGGAGAUAAUUAUAAUCAAAUUCCUCAACAAAUGAAUGCUCCUCCUCAGGGUGCACAAUAUUACAAUAAUAAUACGAACAAUUCAAGUAAUAGAUCAUUGCCAAAUUCUCAAAGAAAUUCAAGAACUCGUGGAUUUGCACCAAAUCAAGGUCAAGUUCAAGGACCAAUACCAGGACCAAUACCAAAUCAAAACGUUCAAACUCCACAACAAGCUCCACAACAAGAUUAUUUUGAAGACAAUUAUUAUGAUAACGGAUACUAUGAUAACAACGGGAAUUAUUAUAAUAAUGACAAUUACUAUCAACAACAAGCUCCUAUGCAACAGCCUGUCCAACCACAAUCAAUGCCACCAAUGGGUUCUCCAAUUCAACAAGGUGGUUUGCCUCCUCCAUCAGGACCGCCACCACCACCACCCCCUCAACAUCAGUAUAAUGGACAAUAUAACAAUCAAUACCGAGGCCCCAAUCUGCCACAAACAGUCAAUUACAACAAUCAAGCAGUCAAUUAUAAUAAUCAAGCAGUAUCACCUGGACAAUCUCAACCAUAUAGAGGAGCUAUUAGAUAUCCAGUUGCAAGAAAUGCUAAUGACAGCUCAAAUUCGCUUAAUAAUAAUACUAAUUAUGAUCAAAGGUAUUAUCAACAGCCAAUUCCACCAGCACAACAACAGGGUCAAGGUCAAGCAAUGGGCAUGGGUCAGCCAAUGCCAGCUCCAAUUAAUACACAAAUGUAUGGACCUCCAAGCCAACCACAGUCGCAAAAUCAAUCACCUAUUAGUCCAUCAGGAAGGUUUCAAACUCCAAAUUCGAGACCCCAGCCCAGAUUUAGAGGAUCGGGAGGUUAUGGAGGAUCUCCAAAAAUGAAUGGCAAUACUAGUCCAACCAAUCCCCCAAAGACAACUAGUGAUUUAGCUAUUUCAGGAAUGCCAAUAGUUUCUGGAUUUAAUAAAUUACAUGGGCCAGGAAGUAAACAAACGGAUAAAAAAAAUUUACGGGCAGCUUUGAUGAGUAAUAAUAUGCUUUGAUGAACAAAUUUUUAAAGCAAGUGAAAAAAGUAAGGAAAGAAAAAAACGAUAUGAUCAUUCUGAUUGUAAUCAUAUCACAUUUUUUUGAUUUUAAUUAUUGUAUUUUUUUUUUCGAGAUCAAAAUUAAUAUUGGUUUUGUUUAUUAAAUUUUUUAAAAAAAUUUUAGUUUUAGUUUUUUGUGUUUUUUGUUUCUGUUCUCAACUAUUCUUUAAUACUUUUUGAUUUUCUUUUACUGAUUUUAUUGUUUCUUUAUUAUAUUACUGAAAGCUUCAAAAUUUCUUAUUAAAUGACA